Chilo suppressalis (striped riceborer) is the source of this 396-nucleotide messenger RNA. The record is from the annotation of a GenBank genome assembly. NCBI's taxonomy places the organism in Eukaryota, Metazoa, Arthropoda, Insecta, Lepidoptera, Crambidae.
AUGGAAUACGGCAUGCUCAGAAGUGGACUGAAAUGGAACGCUUACACAAACGUUACAAUAGUGAAAGACUUUAAAAUAGAAACUUUAUACGAACCCAAUGAUAAAGACGAAGAAAAUAAUGAAGCGGACAACAUAAAUGAGGCCGGAGAAGUUUCUAAUUGUUACUAUGAGAAUCCACUUUUCGUUCCCAAGGAAGUUCUAAAGAUAAGUGAUAGCGCAGGACUAAUGAACGGUGAGGGGAACUUGGGGGAUUAUAAGUUUUGCGACAAGUUUGUCAUCGGGGAGGAUGAGGCUGUUGUGUAUCUGUCUACGAGUAAAGCGGCGAAGUUGCAGAGAGCGCUCAAGAAUGCCGGCUAUAAAAAGGUAUGUUUUGUUUUUAACUUGAAACUUCUUUAA